AUGCGUCUAACCAACGUCAAACGGAAAUGUACGACGUCAAAGCCGUCGAUGGAACACCAAACACCGAAUAUCGAAUACGCAACGCAACGUAGCAACAACAAUCUACAGCGCGCACGAAACGUAACAAUAGACCAAAAAUACAAAAAAAUAAAAACAACAAUGCGAAAGGGGUUGCAUUAUGGCAAUACUAAUCNACCAUACGUGCCACCACCACAAGUAACUACGCCAACACCCAACGCGAACUGUGGUUUAGAUAAAAUAGUCGAAGUAGCCACAAUAGAAACCAGUAAAGCCGCACAGGCAGUCUUCGCAAAGCCUGAAAUAGGGGCGUUGGAAGCAAAAAAAAAUCCGGAAGAAAAACAAGAGUUGGAAGUGGAAGAGCGUUUAAAAGGCAUUUCAAGGGAGGAGCAUCGGGGAAAUAAAGAAAACAGUGACUCGGCAACAUCACUCAGCAGCAAGGAAGCAAUAGACUCAGAUGUCGAUCCUCCGGGCAAUAAUGUAAGCGUUAAAGAGGCUACUCGUAAAUUUAAUCGUCUCGUGUCGGAGGAGGAAGCAAAGGCGGCGGUGGUAUCGCCGUCCGCUAAAAAAAACUCGGAAGAAAACGAUGAG
This is a messenger RNA of Rhagoletis zephyria (snowberry fruit fly), 609 nucleotides long. RefSeq lists its product as uncharacterized. Lineage: Eukaryota; Metazoa; Arthropoda; Insecta; Diptera; Tephritidae. The record is from RefSeq and is a predicted model, not a curated record.